ACUUGUUUAGUGAAAGGUUCUGGUUCAGAAAAGAAAACAAACCUUUGAAACGGUUGGAAUGUCCUACAGACCAUGAAUGUAGCAAAAAAUCGGUUUCCGUGGCAACGCCUCACAACGACUGAGACGAAGAUGGUUUACAUCACAGAGGAGCUGAUCCGUCGACGGGCCGAACACAAUGACUGUGAGAUCUUCUCCCUGGAGGAGGUUUCUCUGCACCAGCAGGACAUAGAGAGGAUCGAACACAUCGACAGGUGGUGCAGGGAGCUGAAGAUCCUCUAUCUACAGAACAACCUCAUCCCCAGAAUUGAGAAUCUAGGCCGUCUGAAGAAGCUGGAGUAUCUGAAUCUGGCCUUGAACAACAUUGAAGUCAUUGAAAACCUUGAAGGCUGCGAGAGCCUCCAGAAGUUGGAUCUGACGGUGAACUUCGUCGGGCUCCUGAGCAGCGUGGAGUCCCUGAAACACAACAUCCACCUGAGAGAGCUCUUCCUGGUGGGGAAUCCCUGCACAGAGUUCCAGGGCUACAGACAGUAUGUUGUGGCUGCGCUGCCUCAGUUAAAGCAGUGGCUGGACGGGACGGAGAUCAGCCGAUCGGAGCGAAUUCGAGCCUCACAGGGUCUGGAGCAGGCGAGGAGACGAGUCAGAGAGCAGGAGAAUGAAUACCUGAGGAGGAGAGAGGAGCAAAAAGAGGAGGCUGCACGAGGAAAGAAAGAAAAGAAAACAGGCUUCGACGGCCGCUGGUACACUGACAUCAACAACACAGAUUCACAAGACAAGGAGAACCAGGAGUUGAAGGAGAACUUGAGGAGCCCAGAGAAGGAGGAGCAGGCGGAGGAGGAGGAGCAGGAGCAGGAGCGAGAGUUCUGGCACACGCCGUGUUCUUUCACCCCCGAGUCUCGUCUGGAGGCUCAUCGCCACUUGGAAGAGAAGAGGAAGGCAAACAAGAAGGAGACGGAGAAUAAGACCAAGGCCACAAGGACUCUGAUCACUGCUGAUGGACGAGUGAUGAAUGUCAACGAGCCCAGGCUGGCCUUUUCUCUGACUGAGGAUGAAGAAAACAACGCUGUUAUGUUGGACCUGGCGGUUUAUAGACACAUGGACACCUCCCUGAUGGAUGUGGACGUUCAGCCGACGUACGCAAGAGUCAGCGUCAAAGGAAAGAUAUUUCAGGUGGUUCUUCCUGCUGAGGUGAAGCCCGACAGCUCGACGGCUCAGCGGUCCCAAACCACCGGACACCUGGUGCUGAGGAUGCCCCGGGCUAAAGGUGAGCUCAAAGUGAAGAAGACUAUCCCACGUCCAUGCGGAGAGAGUCAAAGCUGCUGCAGCUCUGCAGAAGACAAGAGCAGAAAUAAGAAAAUUCCUGAGAGGCUGGAAGUUGAUCCCAGUAAGCGUACAUCCGUUGACAUCGCCAACAUCGUGCGGAGCACUGGAGAAGGUCCACUGGAAAACGCCAGGACCAGUCAUCCAGAAGACCUCCCUGACGGUUUUCUGGAUGAUCCUGAGGUUCCUCCACUCAUAUAAAAUGUUUUAAGUAGUAAAGAUACACACCUCUUGUACAGAGCCUGUGAAGAAAAUGAUGCAUAGACAAAUCCUGAUGGGAUGUUUCAGAUCUGGUUAAGUAUCCGUAAUAUCUGCAACAGUAACAAAACCUCAGAGGAUCCUGACAGAAAAGUCAGAUUGUGUCUUAGACCUUCAGUAAAAAAGAUUAUGUUUUGGUCAGUUUUGGGUAUUUUUAAUCUAAUUUUGUCAAUAAAAAAGCAUCAAAUCAAGGUUUUGGUUUGCCCUAAUCUUGUAAAAUACAACAGAAACUACAUAAAUAUGACUUAAAUCUGCUGCGAUACUUUAAAAUAAAACAGCAAUUAACAUCCAAA
Girardinichthys multiradiatus is the source of this 1868-nucleotide messenger RNA. It is a transcript of the gene dnaaf11, whose product is annotated as dynein axonemal assembly factor 11. Gene Ontology annotation, cellular component: cytoplasm. Gene Ontology annotation, molecular function: protein binding. The record is from RefSeq and is a predicted model, not a curated record. Gene Ontology annotation, biological process: outer dynein arm assembly. Bases 73 to 1518 code for a protein of 481 amino acids. NCBI's taxonomy places the organism in Eukaryota, Metazoa, Chordata, Actinopteri, Cyprinodontiformes, Goodeidae. The transcript has 12 exons.